This is a messenger RNA of Lodderomyces pseudojiufengensis, 246 nucleotides long. RefSeq lists its product as uncharacterized. The record is from RefSeq and is a predicted model, not a curated record. Bases 1 to 246 code for a protein of 81 amino acids. The transcript has 2 exons. Lineage: Eukaryota; Fungi; Ascomycota; Pichiomycetes; Serinales; Debaryomycetaceae.
AUGUCGGAUAAAGUUUGGGGUGAUAAACCUAUAUAUUUUAAACAACCAGUAAGGUGGAUAAAAUAUCAUGCAAAUGUAAAUCCUGCAUUAUUUUUAUCAGUAUCAUUAGCUUUAUCAGCUCCUGUAUUAUUAUUAUUAACUCCUUUAAGAAAAAAAUUUUUAUAUCCUGAUCAUGAACCAAUACCAUUUGUUUAUCCUUUACCUACAAGACCUAGAGAUAAAAAUUUAAAAGGUUAUGAUGAUUAA